Molecule: messenger RNA, 8229 nt
Organism: Trachemys scripta elegans
Lineage: Eukaryota; Metazoa; Chordata; Testudines; Emydidae
Gene: ANKRD44
Product: ankyrin repeat domain 44
Exons: 29
Coding region: 181-3444 (1087 amino acids)
Biological process (GO): protein localization to T-tubule; protein localization to ciliary inversin compartment; regulation of transcription by RNA polymerase II
Cellular component (GO): T-tubule; cytoplasm; nucleus
Molecular function (GO): RNA polymerase II-specific DNA-binding transcription factor binding
Source: RefSeq, a predicted model, not a curated record
GGCUCGGUUAGCUGCAGGCGCCUCUGCUCCUCCUGACCCAGCGAGCAGCUGGAUUGUCAAUUUCAGGUCUCCCAGGCACCGUUGCGUUGAGCUCUCCUCCCCCCCCCGCCCGCAACUCUGGACGCUGGCUGACAUCUCCCGGGAGCGGAGCUGCAUGUGCCUGGGCAGAGCCGAGGGAGAAUGGCAGUCCUCAAACUCACCGACCAGCCACCACUGGUCCAAGCAAUUUUCAGCGGUGAUCCAGAGGAGAUACGGAUGUUGAUCUACAAAACUGAGGAUGUUAAUGCUCUGGAUGGUGAGAAACGCACCCCGCUUCAUGUUGCGGCUUUUCUGGGGGAUGCAGAGAUCAUUGAGCUCCUCAUUUUGUCAGGGGCUCGUGUCAAUGCCAAGGACAAUAUGUGGCUGACCCCUCUUCAUCGGGCUGUCGCCUCAAGGAGCGAAGAAGCAGUACAAGUAUUGAUUAAGCAUUCAGCGGAUGUUAAUGCUCGGGACAAGAACUGGCAGACUCCAUUGCAUGUAGCAGCUGCAAACAAAGCAGUGAAGUGCGCAGAAGUAAUCAUUCCAAUGCUGAGCAGCGUCAAUGUCUCUGACAGAGGGGGGCGGACAGCACUACACCAUGCAGCUCUGAACGGCCACAUUGAGAUGGUGAACUUGCUUUUAGCCAAAGGGGCAAACAUCAAUGCUUUCGACAAAAAAGACAGGAGAGCUAUUCAUUGGGCAGCAUAUAUGGGCCACCUGGAAGUUGUUGCCUUGCUGAUUAACCAUGGUGCAGAGGUGACUUGUAAGGACAAAAAGGGUUACACUCCACUUCAUGCUGCUGCAUCCAAUGGGCAGAUUAAUGUAGUGAAACACCUUCUUAAUCUAGGUGUAGAGAUUGAUGAAAUGAAUGUCUACGGAAAUACUGCGCUCCACAUUGCAUGUUAUAAUGGUCAGGAUUCUGUAGUUAAUGAGUUGAUUGACUAUGGUGCUAAUGUUAAUCAGCCUAAUAACAGUGGAUUUACCCCCUUGCAUUUUGCUGCUGCCUCCACUCAUGGAGCUUUGUGUCUUGAACUGCUAGUGAAUAAUGGAGCAGAUGUUAAUAUUCAGAGUAAAGAUGGCAAGAGUCCACUGCACAUGACAGCUGUCCACGGGAGGUUCACACGGUCGCAAACCCUUAUUCAGAAUGGAGGUGAAAUUGACUGUGUUGAUAAGGAUGGCAACACCCCUCUGCAUGUGGCUGCGAGAUAUGGACAUGAGCUUUUGAUUAACACCCUAAUAACCAGCGGAGCUGAUGCUGCCAAGUGUGGUAUCCACAACAUGUUCCCCUUACAUUUAGCAGCACUAAACGCUCACUCGGACUGCUGCAGGAAGUUGUUGUCAUCAGGACAAAAGUAUAGCAUAGUGUCCUUGUUUAGUAAUGAGCACGUGCUGUCUGCAGGCUUUGAAAUAGACACCCCAGAUAAUUUUGGAAGAACGUGCCUCCACGCUGCUGCUGCAGGAGGUAACGUUGAAUGUGUAAAACUCUUGCAGAGCAGUGGAGCAGAUUUUAAUAAAAAGGACAAAUGUGGGAGGACACCUUUGCACUAUGCAGCUGCGAAUUGUCAUUUCCAUUGUAUCGAGACACUGGUGACCACAGGGGCAAAUAUUAAUGAAACGGAUGACUGGGGACGUACUGCUUUGCACUAUGCUGCUGCUUCUGACAUGGACAGAAAAAGAAAGAAUAUUUUAGGUAACUCCCACGAAAAUGCCGAAGAACUUGAAAGAGCCAAUGAGAUGAAGGAAAAAGAAGCUGCAUUGUGUCUAGAGUUCCUGCUCCAAAAUGAUGCCAAUCCAUCGAUCCAAGACAAAGAAGGGUACAACACAGUGCACUAUGCUGCUGCUUAUGGCCAUAGACAGUGUUUGGAAUUGAUUGGAAACAAAACUCCAUUGGAUAUACUUCUGGAAAAAACCAGCAACAUUUUUGAUGAACCAGAUUCAGUAGCUACUAAAAGUCCUUUGCAUUUAGCUGCCUAUAAUGGUCAUCAUCAAGCCUUGGAGGUACUUCUUCAGUCUCUGGUAGACUUGGAUAUUAAGGAUGAGAAAGGACGCACUGCCUUGGACCUGGCUGCCUUUAAAGGACAUGCAGAAUGUGUUGAAGCUCUCAUCAGCCAGGGUGCUUCCAUCUUGGUAAAAGAUGACGUCACCAAAAGAACCCCACUCCAUGCCUCAGUCAUCAACGGUCACACACCAUGUUUGCGGCUGUUGCUGGAAGUUGCAGACAACCCUGAUGUGACAGAUGCCAAAGGACAAACCCCACUGAUGCUAGCUGUGGCAUAUGGGCACAUUGAUGCUGUUUCCUUGUUACUUGAAAAAGAAGCAUCUGUAGAUGCAGCCGAUUUCCUGGGAUGCACAGCUUUACAUCGAGGGAUUAUGACCGGGCAUGAGGAAUGCGUUCAAAUGCUGUUGGAACAAGAAGUAUCUAUCUUGUGUAAAGACUCCAGAGGCAGGACACCUCUUCAUUAUGCAGCAGCUCAUGGUCAUGCCACUUGGUUAAGUGAAUUACUGCAGAUUGCACUGUCAGAAGAGGACUGUAGUUUCAAAGAUAAUCAAGGUUAUACACCAUUGCACUGGGCUUGUUAUAAUGGUAAUGAAAACUGCAUAGAGGUACUAUUGGAACAGAAAUAUUUCCGCAAAUUUAAUGGUAAUAACUUCUCUCCAUUGCACUGUGCCGUAAUCAAUGAUCAUGAAAAUUGUGCUUCACUGCUCAUUGGGGCCAUAGAUGCCAGCAUUGUCAACUGUAAAGAUGACAAAGGAAGAACUCCACUUCAUGCGGCAGCCUUUGCUGAUCAUGUAGAAUGCUUGCAGCUUCUUUUAAAUCACAAUGCACUGGUAAAUGCUGCAGAUAAUUCAGGGAAAACGCCACUUAUGAUGGCAGCUGAAAAUGGACAUGCAGGUGCUGUAGAUUUUUUGGUGAACAGUGCCAAGGCUGAUCUGACUGUAAAGGAUAAGGACUUGAAUACACCCUUGCACUUGGCUAGCAGUAAAGGUCAUGAAAAAUGUGCCUUGUUAAUACUUGACAAGAUCCAAGAACAGAGCCUUAUUAAUGCAAAAAAUAAUGCAUUGCAGACACCUCUCCAUAUUGCUGCACGAAAUGGCCUAAAAAUGGUGGUUGAGCAGUUGCUGGCUAAGGGGGCGUGCGUACUAGCGGUAGAUGAAAAUGGUCAUACGCCAGCCCUGGCUUGCGCUCCUAACAAAGACGUGGCUGACUGCCUGGCACUCAUUUUGGCUACCAUGAUGCCUUUUUCUCCUUCCAGUUCAAUGAUGCCUUUCAACUUCGUUUGUUUUAAAAAAGACAAUUUAAGCAGGACACAUCUCUGCGAUGGCUCCAAUAUGGGCAGCAUUAACUCUUACAGUAAACCCUUGAGUAACAAUAUAGGAACAGAGGAUGGGUACAAUGAAAAUGAUUCCGAUUCUGAAACGUUCUGACUUUGGUAUUCAAAGCUUUUUCUUAAUUACAUUUGGGGUUUUUUUGUUUUUUUUUUUUUAAAAAGCUUGAAUCCCACAUUAUAUUUUUAAAGUAUUAUUAUUGACUGAAACUUCCGGAAUUAGGCAUUGGAAGGAUUAGUAACAUUAAAAAUAAUCUAGCCUUUAAUACAGAAGUUAGGGAUUUUCAUUUGAAUGAAUUCACGUUUAUGUUCUGUAGCUUCAAGUUUCACCAUGUUUUCUUUAGGCCCCAAGUGCUCCUAUGAAAGUUUCUACCUCUUUUUUUAAGUAGAAAAAGAGAAAAUGCCUUUUUCUUUUUGACAGCACAAAUGAACAGGGAACUGUUGUAUAAAAUAUUCAUAUGUCCUAGCUGUAUAGUUGGUACACAGAUGUCUUUCCAAUGUGGCUUUCUUAGAUUCCAAGAAAGAACCCCAACCCUCUCCUCAUUGUUGUCUAUUUCCUAGUUAACACAGAUUCUGUUGGGUAGAUAAUAGUUUGUUACACAAACCAAAGGUAAAGUUGUGCAUCUUUUUAAAUUACUGCCUGUAUUACCUUCUCUAAGGGAAAUAAAACAUUUUACACUCUGCAUGUAUUAAGCACUUAAAUAUACAGAAGGCACUUUUUAAAGAUCUUAGGUACAGCACACAAUUAGAAGAAUAGUGAUAUAAAAAUGUAAGGCCAAAUCCUGCUUGUCUCUCUCAUACCAAUAUUUCCCCACUGACAUCAGUGGAAUUACUUGUGUGAAGUCAGCAUGAUUCAGCAUGAUUUUUUUUUUCAAUUCAGCACAAAUAUAUAUGGUUUAUUUGCACUACAGAAUUAGGGUCAUUAGGAGCUUCUGUUACCUGAGCAAUUAACCACCAAUCUGAGAUCAGAACAAAAAUAAGCUGUUGAUUUAUGAUGCAUCUAAAUUUUGUUGCCAAUUUAAAUUGAUAUUUUUCAUUUUCUUUUCUAAACUUAUAUAGCUUGUUUUUACCAGGAACAUUAUCAGGUUUUAAAAUACUUUUGCCAAUAUUUGGGUUAAAAUGAAUAGAGCAAAGGUAAAUACAGAGCAAGUGAAAGCAUUACAUCAAAAGUGGACAUACCAAACAAACGCCAGUAAAUUUGAAAGCAUAUUAUGGAAAGGGAAUCAUGAUGUACUAGAACAGCCGAUUGACACCAGCUUGCUUAAGCAACAUCAACAUUGUGAAUAUAUCUACUCCUUCUGCCAAAGCUUCUAGGUCAAAUGGACCCCGUUCCUCGUCUGGAACAGAUGUACAAAAGGAAGACUGAGACUUUAAAAAAAUAAGCAAAUAAAUUACCAUGAACUAACCAGCUCUAUACCACGAGGACCAAAAUGCUUCAGUAUUUAAAUGGAAGAUUUUAAUUUUUUUCUGAAUGCAAGUGACAGAAUGAAGUAAUUUUUCUAAACAAUAAAAAUGUAAACUUUUUGAGUAAUGAAUAGUCUGGGGUGUAUUUUACAUUUUAUGACACAAAUUUCUAGCUGACAGCUUGACGUUUUUAACUGAUGAUGUGUUGACCACAGUUUAUUUUUUUCCAGACUAGAGAGAAUGUUCAUAUACUUUUAAUGUAAAUGUGUUUAUAUUUAUUUUAAAUGAAACCAAUGCCCAGGAAAAAUAACUAUGGCUUGUUCUCCUUUUUUGUGAAUCUUAUUUGGCAUAACACAAAAUGAAAUGUGAAUAUAAGCCAAGCCUGUUGGUCUGAGUGGGGAGGAGGGUGGGAGUGUGUAGUGUGGCCACAUGGGCUCAAAACUAACCUCAGGUCCUUACUCAUAUGGCUGGAUGUAAUGUGAAGAUGAAACAACCAGCCUCUGUUGGUUAAGGGUGGAGAGUGAAUUUGUGCAUUGCACCACUCGAACACCCUUUAUCCGACAGAUUAGAGCAUAGGAAAAACUCGCAACUUCCUAGCAGGGAAGGGGGGGCAUCAUAACGCAGCUAAAUUAUGUGGCACAGGGAGGAUAGAGGAGAUGUAAUGUGGCUUGGAGUAAAGAAAUUUGUUGAAACUACCUAUGAUUCCCACUCAGGCUGUUUGCAGGCUUAAGUCUAUGCUGGAAGGAUGGGAGGUGUCUCCUCAGUAAACACUUUAGGCAGGGCAAAAGAAAAAAUAGUUUUGGUGUUUUUUUUUUAAAUUGCCAAUUCUGACAGUAUUCUAUAUAAUCAAUGUCAACAUUUUCUAAAAUUUGUUGACAGGUUCCCAUUCUUCAUGAAGGGGAAAAAAACAUUUUAAGUAUGUAAUUCUUUGUGAGACUUUUAAUGCAUAUAUGGGUAUCUAGUAGUAUACAUAAUACAUUACCUGUAUUUUGCCCUGCUAAAAUUAAAUGAUUUUAAUGUCUCUAUGAAUAUUAUGAAAUAGAGAAUUUCAAAUCUUAAAAGUUAAAAAAAACUCAAGGGGUGUUCCCUUUAAGGAUUCACAUUUCUCUUUUUCUAUAUUUUUCCUGCAGUGGAAAUCCCAAGCACCUGAACCAUGGGCUUUCCCCUCCUACAUUAGUACUGUAUGACUAUUUUGAUUUUUUUUAAAAUUGCUAAAGAGCAAUAACUACUUUACUUAAAGCACUGAAAAUAAGGGGAGAGACCAACAUGGAAAGAGUGGUGGGUUCUGUGGUGUCUGUUUAGAAGUGAAUGGAAAUCCCACAUUUUGCUUUUUGUUGUUUCUUAAUGGAACAAACACUUAAAACUUCAUUUGCCAUGUUUUUUUUUUUAUUGGAAGGAGAAAAGGGUCACACUUACCCUAGAAAUGCAGAGGUAAUAGUCACAGUGGUCAUUUAAAAAAAACCAGCAUUCCCUAUUAGCUACCACACAGUGAUAGCGAAGAUACCAAUAUUUUAGUAGGAAGUAAUUGUGGUAUCUGUGUGGUAUUUGUCAAUAAAUGUUGAUUUUAGGAUGACCCAUUAUAUCUAACAUUAUAGAACUUUAGAUGAUUAUUGAAUUUCUUUGAUCAUUCUGUGCUCCCAAUUCAAAAUCCACUGAAGUCAGCAGAAUAAGAUUCCUAUUGAAUUAAAUGGAUUUUGGAUUGAGUACAAUCUACAAAUAGCAAAAGUGUAUAUCUGGUAUUUAAAACAAAGACAAAGGAACCAAAUCUAAAUUUUCUCAUUGACUACAAACUGGCCAUCCAGUUUUAGCGGUGAUUUCAAGUAUGCUAUAUUACAGGAAUCGUAGAAAAGAUAUCACAUAUGCUUUGUUGGUUACCCUCUUAAGGGCACUGGGAAAAUCAUGUGUUGAGCAUAGUACUCUUAGGAGAAAAAAAGUACAAUUUGGGUGAGAUUUUCAAAAGUGGUCAGCUUUGGUUAAAUUCUGCUCUUUUUGAAGUCAAUGGGAACAGAGUUAGCUAAAAUGUUGAACACUUUUGAAAAUCCCACCCUCAUAUUUUUAUUAGUACAAUAAUUUGUACACACUUACAGAAAUAAAUUUGUGAUUUAGGACGUUAUCUUGCAAACAUUUAAACAUGGGAAUAAUUUUACUCUUGUAAUAGUCAGUCCCACAGAGUUAAUGGAACUAUUCACAGGAGUAAAGUUACUUAUGUGCAUAAAUGUUACAGGAUGAGGCACUUCAGCCCUGAUUCGAUUAUAAUGUUGUUAUAGGGGCUACCUCUGUGCCUGUACACAACAUGGGGCUCUGUGUGAAUGCACUGGUCUGUCCCCAGAGUUCUAUGUGAAGGAUCAGGGUUUUAGUUUAUAUUUUAACCACAGUUGUAGGUGGACUUCAUUGCAGGAAUGGUUCUCAAGUCUCUAUCAUAAAUACCAAAAGUUACAAUCUUCAAAUUUCCUAAAAUCUGCCAUGAUUCUACAUUGAAAUAGCUAUGGGAAUUUCAGUUUAUCAUUACUAAAAGGGCACCAUAGUAUGUUUGGUACUUUUUUAUGCAGUAAACAGCUGCCAGAUUUAUUAUUAAAUCAGAACAAAUACAUAAAAUGGAUUAUUAUCCUUUGUAAUGUUGAGAAAUUUGGUUAUGUAUCAGUUGGGAUGAAUUAACGACUUUGUGAUUUUUUUUGUCAUGUAAGAAACUUUAGAGUGCCUUUUUAUAUUUGUGUAUUCUGGAAGUUUUUUGUGAAACUUGUUAUCUUUUGUUUUUCAUUUGAGUGUUAUCAAAGCAAUAUAAUACCAGUAAAUUUUCAUUUCAAGCCUUUUUGGGAAAGUAUAAAGUAGUUUUUUUCUUUUUGUAUGUUCUACCUGCAUUGAAAUGAAAAUUAAUUUGCUAAAUUUCUAUAGGAAAUUAUGUAUAAUUUUUGCAGUGCUGAAAAGGCUUUCUUAUUACACAAAAAGUAAACUUUAGGUCAGUGUUUAUAGGGCAGAACGUUUUAAAAUAGUGACAAUCUGAGAGUGUGCAUAAAAUGUAAUUCUAUGCGUUUCUUAUGCAGUGAUCUACAUAUUAAAAGCCAAUAACCUUAUGUUUUGUAGUUUUGUCUUAUUUUAUGCUUUAGCAUGUGCAAUAUAUCUUUACAAACCAUGGUGAUACAAAUCUGGUGCCAGUGUUAUAUUUUGCAUAACAUAUUUGUUAUAAACAAUAUAAAAUAUUGUUUGAUGGUUUUGGUGGGGUUUUGUCUGUAAUGUUUUCUUAUGUAAAUUGGAGUUUAAUUACUUCAGUAAAUGUCAUGACUGUACAAAAUGAGGAAAAAAAAUACUUAUUUCAGUGAAUGACUUGGAAUCCAAUCUGAAUCUGUUCAAGCACAGCUUAGUAUCUUUUUCAACUACUGAAUGCUGUAUUAAUGUAAUGAAGUACCCUGACUGUAAACUACUAUUGAAAUGCAUUCAGAUGGUUAUUUUUACAAAUAAAAAUGGUACAAAUAUUGUUGCAAAA